CCGCCGCUGCGCGGAAAGUGGGUGGGAAAGGCGAGCUAAGGCCCAAAGCCUGGGGCUGGAUUUGUGCGGUGAUUCCGGAGUAGGGUGGGGGGUAGGGCACGGCGGCCCAGGAUGGCUUCGGCAGCAGCAGAGGGGUUCACUGGACUGGAGCGGAACUGCUGGGUAUGCUUUGCCACUGACCUUGAUGAUCGGUCUGCAGAAUGGGUAAGCCCAUGUCGGUGUAAAGGAUCCACAAAAUGGAUACACCAGGCAUGCCUACAACGAUGGCUGGAUGAGAAGCAGAAGGGGAACAGCACAGGUCGAGUGGCAUGUCCACAGUGCAACACUGAAUAUUUGAUAGUCUUCCCAAAGUUAGGUCCAGUUGUUUACUCCUUGCAUCAAGUUGACCGCAUUCUGUCAAAAGCCAGCCCUUUUGCAGCAGCCAGCAUUGUGGUGGGGACCGUGUAUUGGUCUGCAGUGACGUAUGGAGCAGUGACAGUAAUGCAGGUUGUCGGACACAAGAAAGGUUUGGACCUAAUGGAGCGGGCAGACCCACUGUUCCUGCUGAUGGGCCUGCCCACCAUUCCUGUGAUGCUUAUUCUGGCCAAGAUGAUCCGGUGGGAGGACUUUGUGCUUCGCAUGUGGCGAAAAUACUCCAGCAAGCUGCAAGUUCUCAGUAACAUUUUCCCAGGUUUAGGAUGCCCCAUUCCUCGUGUACCAGCUGAGACGAGCUAUCAGAGUGACCACAUGUCCGUCUCCCGCAUCUUGUGUGGUGCCCUUGUGUUCCCCACAAUCUCCAGCAUGGUCGGCAAGCUCCUGUUCAGUGGUGUGCACUCCAAUCUCCAGCGAACUAUCUUGGGCGGGAUUGCCUUCAUUGCCAUCAAAGGGGCCUUGAAGGUUUACUUCAGACAACAGCAAUAUUUGAUCCAAGCAAACCGCCGGAUUCUCAACUACCCUGAGCAAGAAGAUGACCAGGAAGAACUCCAGGCAGGCUACGAGGACUCUGGAAGUGACUAAAGUGGUGAUUUGCUGAGAAUGGAGCAGGUGUGAGCUGUGAGAGACUCUUUUCACUUCAGCCCCUAACGGAAUUGGCACUCUGGGACGUCACUGUGCUUCUGGGUAGCUGACCUCAAAUCCAGCCCCAGUUGUUCUGGUCCCACUGAUUUCUUUUUAGACAUGGACUGAAUAUCUCUGCUCGUUUUUUAAUUGGCAUUACAUUGUUUAAUCUCCUUUACUAUUUUUUUCCACAUUUCAAACUUCUCAGCACUUUCCUGCGAGCGGCCAGGGUCUCGAGCAGUGCCUUGCUUGAGACUUGCUAUGGACGUGCACCAUGGCCGGGCGCGAUUUCUCUGACUGUAGGGUGCAGAGUUCUAAUUGUGCCCCCUCGGUGCCUGUCUGAAAGCUGGGAGAACUUGUAUGUUGAACAGCAUUCUCAUGGCAUUUGCUCGAGAGGAGAAAGCACUCAAUCUCAGGAAACACGUGGCUGUGCAGAUUAUAAAAGAGAUGGGCACAGAGUAUCAGAAACAUGGGUGGGAUCUGAAGUGAUCUCUGUGGACCUUGUAAGCAAAUUCGAUUCUUGGCAACUCUUAGUGCAGACUUUUAAAAUUCUUUUGCCAGGUGCUGUGAUAUUUCAGGUCACAAGGAAGAAGGAAAUGUAGUGACAAGUUAAGCUUGGCAUUCAAUGGAGUUUCACAAGCUUCUGCCCCACAGAGGGAAUUUUAAUGCUCUUGCAUGUGGCUGAAACAAGCAUAUCAAAAUAAGUGACUUAAUUUUAUAAAUGUAUAUUUAAAUGUUGGAUAGUUUAGUGUGUGUUUUUUUUUCUAAACCCACAGGAAAUAUUUAUUUUUAAUAGAAUUUUCUGUUUUCCCUGCUGUGGCAGCCUGAAUAAGUAGCCUGUUUAUGCAAAGCUACUUCUAAUAACAAAGAUUGAAUAAAAUUAGGCUUCUCAGUAAGUUGAAUUUAAUAAAAAAUGCCAGCUCUGAUUUGUUGCUUCCUUUGGCAUUAAUAAUGUACUGGAAUGAGUCUUGUUAUCAGGGUCUCUUUCUGUGUCUGUGUGUCUCUCUCUCUCUCUCUGCUUAAUUUCUGUGCAUGUGGAUUGGCUAUUUCAGCACCCUGAGUUGAAGAAUGAAGCAAGAGCAAUAGGGUAACUGGUCUGCAGAAUCACAAAGCAGUAUAGAUUCUUUGCCUUCUCCACUACAGUGUCUGUUCAGGUAGUUUGCCAAUGCUUGGAAGGUGUGCCCCAGUUACUCUGGGGAAGCACAUGGAGAAAACGAUGCAGAGGUAAGAGAUGCGCACUUUGAAUUUGGCCGAGCCAUCUGAGUUCCUCCCAGUUCUGGCCCCUUUGAUAGCACUGAUUUUUCAUUGCGCCGUCAUUGAUGACUGGGCUUUUAGCUGCCCAGGAUCCAAACUGUGGAAUUCACCUCCAGAGCUUCACUGCAUUUCCCCUGCUGCACUUCAACCUCACUCUUGUCCUUCAAGAAGCUUGCUAAAUCUUGUACCAAGCUUAUGCUCAUCUACGUUAAUUUUUUCUUUUGUCACUCUAUGUCAAACUUUGUUGCGUGUAGCAGUAUUGUAUGUUUAGCCAUGUUAGAGGUGGUAUUGCAACCAAGUUGUUGCUGACAUGUCAGUGAAACAUACCUUCCUUGUAGCUUUGACUUUUUCAUCCUGAACUCCAGAACAUGAAGUCAGCAGGGCUAUCCUGUGACUGGAUUGUUCCACUGUCCUCUGGAUUAGGUGCAAGAGUGAGCCACUGGUUUAUGAAUAUUGAUUUCCAAAAGCUUCUCAUGCUGAAAUCUACCAUGACUUUAUUUGAAGUUAGCUCCCACUGUUUCCUAUUGCAUCCUGCAAAUUGCCUGUGGAAAGAACUGCCCAAAUUCCUGUAGGACUUUCAGUCUAAUGUUACUGUUUUAAAAAACAGUCCAAAUGUCAAUUAAGCACUAAAGUCUUGAUGAAAAAAGUGAGCACCAGGGGUAUUGAUCAAUAAAAAACACUUGAUCUUCAAUAUGUCCUUUGGCAAUGUCCAGUCCCUGUACACCUGCAUUCCGCAUGGAGAUGGCCUCAAGGCCCUCCGCUUCUUCCUGUCCCGCAGGCCCGACCAGGCCCCCUCCACCGACACUCUCAUCCGCCUAGCGGAACUCGUCCUCACACUCAA
Stegostoma tigrinum is the source of this 3130-nucleotide messenger RNA. Its product is annotated as E3 ubiquitin-protein ligase MARCHF5-like. The record is from RefSeq and is a predicted model, not a curated record. Bases 112 to 996 code for a protein of 294 amino acids. NCBI's taxonomy places the organism in Eukaryota, Metazoa, Chordata, Chondrichthyes, Orectolobiformes, Stegostomatidae. Gene Ontology annotation, molecular function: zinc ion binding. The transcript is spliced from 6 exons.